AGGGGGCUCCGCGCUGGCCAUGCUGCGAGGGCCCCGCGCCCCGGCCCCGGCCGCUGCGCUGCCUCUGAAGGGGCUGCCCGCCUUGAGCCCCACCGAACUGUGGCCGCCUGGCCUCGGCAGCCCCCAGCUCUGCCCGGUCACCACCACCUACUACACCUCGCUGUACCCGCAGACUGUGCCCCCCGCUGCGGUGCCCGGCACCUGCCUGGACGCCACCCCCCACGGACCUGAGGGCCAAGCUGUGCGAUGCGUGCCGGCUGGCCGGCUGCCGGCCAAAAGGAAGCUGGACCUGGAGGGCAUCGGGAGGCCUGCGGUCCUGGAAUUCCAGACUCCCAAGGGGAAGCUCAUUAGAGUGGAUGGCCUCCCCAGCCCUAAAACACCCAAGUCCCCCGGGGAGAAGACUCGGUACGACACAUCACUGGGGCUGCUCACCAAGAAGUUCAUUUACCUCCUGAGUGAGUCCAAGGAUGGGGUCCUGGACUUGAACUGGGCUGCUGAGGUGCUGGAUGUGCAGAAGCGGCGCAUCUAUGACAUCACCAACGUGCUGGAGGGCAUCCAGCUGAUUCGCAAGAAGGCCAAGAACAACAUCCAGUGGGUAGGCAGGGGAGCACUCGAAGACCCCACCCGGCCUGGGAAGCAGCAGCAGCUGGGACAGGAGCUGAAGGAGCUGAUGAGUGUGGAGCAGGCCUUGGACCAGCUCAUCCAGAGCUGCUCUCUGAACUUCAAGCACCUGACCGAGGACAAGGCCAACAAGAAACUGGCCUAUGUGACUUACCAGGACAUCCGUGCUAUCAGCACCUUUAAGGAACAGACAGUGAUCGCUGUCAAGGCCCCUCCGCAGACAAGACUGGAAGUGCCUGACAGGAAUGAGGAAAACCUGCAGAUAUAUCUGAAGAGCACGCAAGGGCCCAUCGAAGUCUACUUGUGCCCGGAGGAGAUGCAGGAACCAGACAGCCCUGCCAAAGAGCCUGUCUCCUCCACGCCCACCCUCAGCCCCACUCCUGACUCUGCCCAGCCCUGCAGCAGCACCAACCCUGGGAUCCUGGAACCCACGGCAUCCCCAGCGCCAUCGCUGACUUCCCAGCAGGUCCUGCUGCUGCCACCGUCCCUUGUCCCCCUGGAGGCCACGGACAGCAUGCUGGAGCUGCCGCAGCCCCUUCUGCAGCAGACCGAGGACCAGUUCCUGACCGACAGCUCCCCUCUCAUCAGCUUCUCUCCGCCCUUGGACCAAGAUGACUACCUAUGGGGCCUGGAUGGGGGUGAGGGCAUCAGCGACCUCUUCGACUCCUAUGACUUUGGGGACCUGCUGAUUAACUGAGUGACCCUGCCUGACCCCAGCCGCUCCGCCACUGUCUCUACCUCCUCACAGGCAGACUGACAGGCCUCUGCCUGCACGGGGACCUUGGACACAGAUGCUACCCUUAGGGCACGGGGGUCUCCUCUCCUUCCUGUCCCCGCGUCCUGCCAGCCGAAGCUGCCGGGGGGGUUGUGGAGGGUACGGGUGAAGAUCGUAUCAGGGGUGGGGUCCUGUCCUUCCUAGUGGAAGCUGGGCCUGGGAAGGCCCAUUCAGUCUUCUGACCUCUGACCUCUAAUGUGAAGGGGCCACAGAUGAGGUGACCAGGUCCAGGGAAAGGCCCUGCCACUGCCUUCUGAGGGGUAAUUCGGACCCUCAGUGUACCGCAGAGCACUUACUGCCUUUGUAUUUAUUUCAGGUUGAGUUUUGUUUGUGUGUCUUCCCUGGGUUUUAGCAGGGUCAUCGUUCUGGUUCCAGUAAGACCUCCGACAGGCCAGCACCGUCUGCUGUGCCCGGGCACCUGGGCUCCCAGGGACGCAGGCCAGCUCCCCGGCCGCCCCGCCGCGUGGGGGCGGGGCCCCUGAGCGCCUGUCCAGGCUUCUGGACCUCACUGCACUUCUGCUCCUAAUUCUAGAUGGUUCCAGGGAGCCGUCCCAGCACGGGUGGCACUGGAGCUCCCGAGGAAACCGGAAUAGCCAGCUCAGGAGCCUCCCUCCCUGUGGAAUCCCUGUUUCCCUGCCUGAGAAUGUAAAAGUGAUCCUCGAGGGAGAGCAGGGUGCUCCCGAGGACGAGGGACAGGACGUGGGGGCAGCGCCGUGGCUGCUGCAGGCCCCUCCUCCGUUUUGGCCUCUCGCUGGGACUGUGUUACACGGAGGACCGGGAGGCAGAGGCCGCACGUGGAGGAGAAGGGUAAGAUGAAGACAGGGAACCGCCAGCACACACCCCUCUAGCUGCAGGUGUCCCUCUCCCUUCCCUGGAAGGAUUUUAGUUUUUGGUUUUUGUUUUUUGUUUGUUGUUGAAGGGGUGAUUCUUUAAGGACCCCCUUCCCCCCAGCUCUCACACAGACCCCCAGGGACAGAGGUGACCAGGGCUGGAUGGCAUGUUGGCUCCUUUUGUCACAGGAAUGCAGAAGGGGGGGUGAGGGGGGGGGUCUUCGUUGCAACCAGACUUAGCAGCUAAUGGGGAGAUGGGCUUGUGUUACCUCUUCAGACCUGGGGUUCUGAGGUCUUUAUCCCUCACCCUGUCCCCCCACCCCACCUGGGCUGAACCGAGGCUGUGCCUUCUGGAGGGAGGCAGCAGGGGCAGUGGUCUGAGGCCUAUACCCCCCACCCUCAGGGAGCUAGGUUUACUUAGGGUCUCAGAUAGGUAGCACUUUUUUUUUUAUGUUUGUAGCAUUAAGUUGGUUUAAAACAUGAAUUUGGCUUCCAGGGUUGGCUCCUGGCCUGGCCGACGGGCAUCUGGAGUUUGGGAGGUGGGCUUCUCUGGGGCUGGGGUCCCAGGUGAGCUGAUGCCCAGCUGGGGACAGUUGUGCCUUGUCAUUUGCAGGUCAAAGGUGCCCGGUUCUAGAAUUUUGUAGGAUUUACAGAAAUGCUUUUGGCCUCCCUGCCUCCACAGGUCCGCAGGGCUCUCGUCAGAAGCCUGUUUUGAAGCUCAGCGUGGCAGGGCCACCUUGGCCCUUGCGGGAGAAGGGCGCGCUGCAUGGGAUCUGGUUUGGGGCAUGUGGGGCUGGCGGUGGCGUUGCUGUUCUGCGUUCUUUGCUGGGCUGCUGUUCAGCCACUCACCAUCUCUGAGGGCAGGGUUGUUGGACUUCCCUGCCUUGGGCUCUAUCUAGAGCUUUCUCCUGGAAUUAAACCAGAGAAAAGGAAGGAGAGGCCUGGAGGACCCACCGGGAAUGAGUUUGAAGGGUGAAAUCUGGCCAGAACUGAGGCUCAUUCUCCAGAUGCCCAGCCAUAGGGUUGGACAGAGGGGCUGCCCCUUGGGUGCAUGGCCUGUAUUCUGAGCAGCUGCCCUCCCUCUCCUAUGUUGUCCCCUGCCUGGCCCAGCGGCUGGCCCACCAAGGCCAAGCCUCAGGCUCUGGGUAGGAUACAAGCUUGAGCCUCUUUCUUACUAAAGACACUUGGAAACCUCCCAAGUUCACUCAAGUGCUUUUAGGACACAUUUUGAGGAGUAUUUCCUUGAGAUGCCAGGUAAACUUUAAAACAAGGUCAGAAGAAAAACCAGGUUCUUUCUUUUUUUUUUUUUAAUAUAUUUUAUUGAUUUUUUUACAGAGAGGAAGGGAGAGGGAUAGAGAGCUAGAAACAUCGAUGAGAGAGAAACAUCGAUCAGCCGUCUCCUGCACACUCCCCACUGGGGAUGUGCCCUCAACCAAGGUACAUGCCCUUGACCGGAAUCAAACCUGGGACCCUUGAGUCCGCAGGCCGACGCUCUAUCCACUGAGCCAAACCAGUUAGGGCAAAAACCAGGUUAUUUCUAAGGUACGUUAUUUCUGCCAGGAAGUUCCCCAGCCCCUAAGUCACCUGUGUCCCCAGGGCAUCAAGGGCUCAGGGCUCCAGGGAACCCCGUCGUAUUGGAUUGUUGAAUAGAGUCAGCGACUCUAAGAGAUUUCUUCAAACAGGGACAUGCUCCCGUGCCCCUUCUCAUUGGAAGUGUGAGCUAGACCAAAGUGGUUUCCCUUCCCCACUGCAAUGCUGUCUGCCCCCUGCGGCUGCGGGGAGGAAGGGGGGCUGGUGAAGCUCUAACGCUGGUCCUGGGAUGGUUUGGGCUUUAUUUCCUCCCCACGUGUUCUCAGCAUCAGUUCUGCACAGGGUUUAGAGUUUUUAGUGAGAGUUUGGAUGUCCCCGCGUCCGAGCAGCGUGUGGCUUAGUGCAUUUGAAGUGAAAGCCUUUUGGGGUUGUUUGCAAGUAGCUUUCUGGUUCUCGUCAUUAUGUCCCGAGGUCCCCGCCUCAUUGUGGGACCCUGUUCUCCCAGCGGGGCCCUCAGUCACCAGAAGCCCGGCCAGCCUGGGUGCGGGAAGAAGCCUUGUAUGCGCCACAUGCAUCUCGAGGGUGAGCACACCCGAGGGGCCUGUUCUCGGUGCUGGGACCCUACGGGCCACUUCCCUCCGGCCUGGUUUCGCCCUGGGCCCCACUUUGAUGAAGACCGUGUAAACCUCUGUGAAUUGUGAUCAUCGAGCAUUAAACAGCAACUCCAGGCGCCUUG
Myotis myotis is the source of this 4492-nucleotide messenger RNA. It is a transcript of the gene E2F2, whose product is annotated as E2F transcription factor 2. Gene Ontology annotation, molecular function: DNA-binding transcription factor activity, RNA polymerase II-specific; RNA polymerase II cis-regulatory region sequence-specific DNA binding; protein dimerization activity. Lineage: Eukaryota; Metazoa; Chordata; Mammalia; Chiroptera; Vespertilionidae. The record is from RefSeq and is a predicted model, not a curated record. The transcript is spliced from 7 exons. Gene Ontology annotation, biological process: regulation of transcription by RNA polymerase II. Gene Ontology annotation, cellular component: RNA polymerase II transcription regulator complex. The coding region runs from base 20 to 1318 and encodes 432 amino acids.